Molecule: messenger RNA, 4666 nt
Organism: Osmia lignaria (orchard mason bee)
Lineage: Eukaryota; Metazoa; Arthropoda; Insecta; Hymenoptera; Megachilidae
Source: RefSeq, a predicted model, not a curated record
CUGCUAAAUAAAUGAUACGCUAGUUGCCAUAAGUCUAGUUGCCCUCAGCUUCAGAUGAAGACGAGUUGGCUCUAGGAUCGGUUUGCUAGUUGUUCACCAUUUUAGCCGUUCAUGGGGCCGAAGGCCCUACAACUGGCCACGGCGUUCGUCGUGUUUCAGUUUCUUUUCCUGCGGGUUGAUUCCGUACGGACGAAAUUGAGGAAACAACGCUCGAGGCCGGUCCAAGCUCAAGAACCUGCGAACGGUGACUACAAUUACGAUUACUACGAGGGUUACGAUGACUAUGACGAGAGAAAUGAAACUGGAACCACAACCACGUCGCCACCCAUUACUUCUGUUGGAACCAAUACUGCGAAUAGGGGUGGAUUAUCGCCGGAAGGAUUACAAACCCUCUACAGAGCAUCAUUAUCUACGGAUCUACCAACGCCAACUCCAACUCGAUUUUUCCAUCAAGCGCGGACCGAUUUUGUUACAGAAUCGUACACUACCCCUGCACGAGAUCAUCCAGCACAAACAGAAAUUGCACCCGAUGAAAGUAACUUAAUAAGCUCUGUUGCUAUACCUGGACCAAGGGGUGAACCAGGUCGGCCAGGAGACAGUGGUCGUCCUGGCGAUGCUGGAUUUCCAGGACAGCCAGGUAAUCCAGGGAUUCCAGGACCUCCAGGACCACCAGGACCUGUGCCAGAUGUGUCAAUGUACUACCAACAAUUGGGUUUGUCUCAAGCAACUCAAGAUAAAGGACCAACAGGGGCAGCAGCACCGUUAUAUGGUCCAGAUGCUUAUUUACAAACUCAAGUAGGCCCUGUUGGUCCACGUGGCCCACCUGGUUCACCUGGACCACCUGGACCACAGGGUUUUCAAGGAGUACGAGGAGAAGCGGGAGAACCUGGAUCUCCGGGACCUCCUGGAGCUCCCGGUCCACGAGGACUACCUGGUUUACCUGGGAAAGAUGGCAACGUCGGUGAAGAUGGAGAACCUGGUCCCCCAGGAUCGAUUGGUCCAGUCGGACCAAGAGGUCUUCCAGGGAUGCCUGGUCUUCCAGGUGUAAAAGGGCAUCGUGGUUUUCCAGGACUAGAUGGAGCGAAAGGGGAACAAGGUGUAUCUGGUGAUAAAGGAUCCUCAGGUGCACCUGGACCGAUGGGACCUGUAGGUCCUAUAGGUCCUGCAGGUCCACGUGGUGAAAGAGGUAGAGAAGGUCCACCCGGACCACCAGGAAUUAGAGGAGUAGACGGGAUUCCUGGACCUUCUGGACAACCUGGUGCAGUAGGUAAACCAGGACCUCCUGGUUUUCCAGGAAAUCCAGGUGUAAAAGGUGAUCAAGGGCUUCAAGGACUAAAAGGAAGUCAAGGUUUACAAGGACCUCGAGGUGAAACUGGUCGUCCUGGACAGCCUGGUGAGUCAGGACCGCAGGGACCUUCGGGAAAAGAUGGGAUACCAGGAGAGAAAGGAAGUAUAGGAGCACCUGGUUUGGUCGGACCACCUGGUUUUCCAGGAGCUCGUGGACAACCAGGAAUAUCCGGCAAUCCUGGUAUUCCAGGAGCAAAGGGAGCACCUGGACAUCCUGGUGAAAGAGGAUUUAAAGGAGAUGCAGGUGCUAAAGGCGACACAGGAAGUCCAGGACCGCGUGGUAUACCGGGGCCUCCAGGAAAUGAGGGAAAACGCGGCAAAAGAGGGAUGCGCGGUGCUGUUGGCGCACCUGGCCCUACUGGAGAACGUGGAGGACCAGGAGCACCAGGUCUUCCAGGUCCAGAUGGACCCAUGGGACCGAAAGGUCAACCUGGAGAACGUGGUCCGCUGGGUCCAAUUGGACCAAAAGGUGCUACGGGGGAUCCCGGUCGUUUAGGGCCACCCGGUCUCCAGGGUAUUCGGGGUCUAAUGGGUCGUCCCGGUGCCCCUGGAAAACCAGGUAAUCCGGGAGAACGAGGAAUUCAAGGAGCUGAUGGAAAACCUGGUGAACAUGGUCCACCUGGGUUACAAGGUUUACCCGGUCCUAUAGGUCUCCAAGGAGAAAAAGGAUAUCCGGGCGAGUCCGGUAAAGCUGGAGAACCAGGAAAUCCUGGUCCGCCUGGACCUAGAGGUGAUACAGGAAAAGAAGGACCACCCGGUUUACAAGGUUCACCCGGACCAUCAGGAGCAGAUGGUGAACGAGGUCCUCCAGGUCCUUCGGGUGCCAGAGGUUUUCAGGGUUUUCCAGGUGCAACUGGUAAUCCAGGAUCCCCAGGAAAAGAUGGUGAGCCAGGUAUCCAAGGACCCAUUGGCCCACCAGGUAUACCUGGUAACAGAGGUGAACGAGGAUUUCCUGGUGAAAGGGGUACACCUGGAGCACCAGGACUAACAGGGCCAAAAGGAGAAGCAGGAUCACAAGGAGCAGAUGGUUUUCCUGGAUUACCUGGACCAAAAGGAGAUAGAGGAAUCCCAGGUCCAUCUGGAUUAGUUGGAUUACCAGGUUUACGAGGUUCUCCAGGUGAAGCAGGUCCAAAAGGAGAUAGAGGAUCUAGUGGCCCACCUGGUCCUGAGGGACCUCCAGGACGCAUUGGGGAACGUGGACCACAGGGUCAGAUCGGUCCACCUGGACCACCAGGUGAACCAGCAGAACGAGGAGAUCCCGGAUUACCUGGUCCUCCAGGAGAAGUCGGAGCUUUUGGUAGUCCAGGCGAGAGAGGUCCUCAAGGAUUACAAGGGUUGCAAGGCUUUCCAGGUCAACAAGGACUUAUUGGAUUACCAGGCUUAAAGGGCGACCGUGGUUAUCCAGGAUUAAAAGGAGACCAAGGGAAUCCUGGUCCACCUGGUAGUCCUGGCGAAGCUGGACCACAAGGUUUAACUGGUUUAACGGGAGCCAAAGGGGUAAGGGGUGAACCGGGUGCUAGAGGAGAACCAGGUAUUAUGGGACCUCCUGGAGUACCGGGCUUAGUUGGGCCAGCAGGUUUACCAGGUCCAGCCGGGUCGCCAGGGCCAUCCGGAUUACCAGGCAUUAAGGGUAAUAGUGGAGAAGCCGGUCGACCUGGAAACCCCGGACCGAUUGGAAAUCCAGGUAUACCUGGCACAGAUGGAAGCAAAGGCGAAAGUGGUUCUCAAGGACCACCAGGUUCACCUGGACCUCAGGGUUCUCAGGGUACUCCUGGUGAAAGAGGUCUACCUGGUUUACCAGGUCCUUCUGGACCGGUAGGCGCUAGAGGGAUACGAGGACCGCCUGGUGAAUCUGGAACACCUGGUAAACCGGGGCCAGAAGGUCCACCUGGAAUCCCUGGACAAAUUGGACCAAUUGGACCUCCUGGACCUCUCGGAGAAGUUGGAGCAGAAGGGCCGACUGGCAAACCAGGACCUCCUGGAAUAUCUGGACGUCCCGGAGAUAAAGGACCACCUGGAGCAGUUGGGCAAACAGGAUUACCUGGUCCACCGGGCUUACCCGGACCAUUGGGUCAAGCAGGACCUCCAGGACCAACUGGAGAAAGAGGUCCAAAAGGAGAAACGGGACCACAAGGUGUGGACGGCCAACAAGGACCUAGAGGGAAACCAGGGCCUAUAGGAUUGGAAGGUCCGAAAGGCGAACGUGGUGAUGAAGGUCAGAAAGGGCCUAAAGGUCAUCGAGGAUUUACUGGUUUGCAAGGUUUACCUGGACCUGUUGGUCUACCAGGAGAGAAAGGAAUGAUAGGAUUUCCUGGACCACCUGGAAAAGAUGGAGAUCCUGGACCUAGAGGUAGUCCUGGAAGAGACGGUAGUCCUGGUCCAAUAGGUUUAACUGGCAAUCCAGGACCUAAAGGCCCUUCUGGAGAAGAAGGUCGUCACGGACCAGCUGGUCCACCUGGUCCUCCAGGUCCUCCAGGUCCACCUGGUGAACUUGGAUUAGGAUAUGAUGCUGCUUCUUUAGCUGCUCUGUUAGGACAAGGACAAACUAAAGGACCAGAUCCAUUAAUCGGUGAUGAACCACCUAGAAUGUUUAGUCAAGACAUGACUGAAAAAGAAAGACAAGAGAUUAUCUUAAAAGCAUAUAAGCACUUGAAGUCAACGUUCCAAAAAUUCAUAAAGCCAGAUGGUGAAAAGAAUUCACCAGCUAAAACGUGCAGAGAUCUUUAUACUGCUUAUCCAAAUAAACCUUCUGGAGAAUAUUGGAUUGAUCCAAAUGAAGGAGAUGCAAGAGAUGCAAUUCUAGUAUACUGUGAUGCUAAAAAACGGGCAACAUGUUUGUUACCAAGUCCAGUAUAUUCACCAGAAAUCAGACACAUUACUGAGCAAAAAGAAAUUUGGUUAAGCGAAAUGAAGAAUGGAAUGAAGAUUACAUAUAAAGCAGAUAGUAAUCAAAUUGGUUUCUUACAAUUACUAUCAAAACAUGCAUAUCAAAAUAUAACAUAUCACUGUAAAAAUAGUGUUGCAUAUAUUAAUUCAGAACAAGAAACAUAUAGACAAAAUAUGAAACUUUUAACAUGGAAUGAUGCUGAAUUAAUAUCAUAUGGGAAUCAACGUCUCAGAUAUAAAAUUCUUAUAGAUGAAUGCAAGUUACAUAAGGUUGAAUCAGGCAAAACAGUACUUUUAUAUGAAACUGAUAAAACUGUAAGGUUGCCAAUAAUAGACAUAGGUUUACAAGACAUUGAAAAGUCUCAUCAAAGUUUUUACAUAGAAAUUGGCACUGCCUGUUAUGAAUAAUAAAAUAUAAUUCUAUAUCUUUCAA